GGACAAUGUUGAGAUUCAGCGUACAUGUUUGGAUGUUAUGGUUUCUUUGUGCAGGCACUUUCUCUGAUGAGGACAUCAAUGGAUGUGAACAGCAGCCAUGCCAAAACGGUGGCGUAUGUGAGAGUCACAAUGGAGGUUUCAGAUGCCUUUGCUCCCAGCAGAGCCAAAGUGGGCGCCUCUAUGGGGGGGAGACCUGCACAAUUGCACUUUCAGGCUGUGAUGACAACCAAUGCGAGAAUGGAGGAAUAUGCUCCCCCUUAUUUGUAAAUGAUGAGCACACUUAUACAUGCAUCUGCCUUGCUGGCUUUACAGGCCCUAAAUGCGAGACCACCACCGUCUUUUCAUUUGAGUCUAGAGGCUACAUGUACAUAGAGACUCAGCUCUUAGACCCAGAGGCCCCUCUUAAUGUGACAUUCAGCUUCAGGACAGAAAGACCUGUCGGCACCCUCCUGCAGCGUAGAGUGGAUGACCUGCUUCUCAGCAUUGAGCUGAUGGAUGGAAAACUUUGCCUCCGCAGUCUGAGAGGCCAAGGGUCCAGCACACUGGUUCAGGAGCUCCCAGAGUACAUGUCCAACAACAAGUGGCACACGGUGGAGGCGUCACUGGGCGGCGUGGUCAGCCUCAUCAGGCUGCUCUGUACUGAAGGAAGCUGCACCAUGGACACCAGCGCUGAAGUCCAGCUGUUUGAGCAAACCUCUGCUGCUCUCCCCCAGCCAGGAACAGUUCAUCAAAGUCUCUUCAUAGGAGCAGUUGGGGUUAACUGGGGCCUUGGCAGAGCAGUGGAUGAAGCAGACUACCUGCCUGCUUUUGUGGGCUGCUUCAGAGAUGUGUUUGUGGACUCACGUCUGGUGGUGCCUGUUAUAGAGGCAGAAGAUUCAGAUGUCCAGGCAAACAUCACUGUGGGAUGCAGCGACAAAGACAAGUGCGAUGACAGCCCAUGUCAGAACCGAGGGCGCUGUGUGAGCCAGGGCUGGAGGAGCUACAUGUGUGAGUGUCUCAGACCGUAUGAGGGCACCAACUGUGCAGAGGAGUAUAUCACUGCAAGGUUUGGAAGCAAAGACUUGGAGAGUUAUGCUGUCUUCUCAUUAGACGAUGACCCAGAUGAUACUGUGACCAUAUCCAUGUUCAUUCGCACCAGACAGUCCAGCAGCCUCCUCCUCAUCCUGGCCAACAGCACCAGCCAGUACCUCCGCCUCUGGCUUGAGAAGGGCAGGGUCAAAGUUCAGGUGAACAACUUUGAGACCCUGGUUGGCCAUGGUGUGGUCACUGACGGCCAUUUCCACCUGGUGACUGUGAAGCUGGAGGGAAUGGCAGCUAUUUUGCUCCAGUCAGCCCAGAGCCAGGGCUCUAUGCCCAUUAGGCAGAUCCAAGCCCAUUCUGGUGAUCUGGUCUUUGUUGGGGGGCUACCAGACCCAAGGGCCUCUGCUUCAUUUGGUGGCUACUUUAAGGGAUGCAUCCAGGAUCUGAGGAUUAACAGCAAACGACUGCAGUUUUAUCCCAUGAAAACUUCAGUGGAAUCUUACAACCUGGAGAAACUCAUCAACAUCGAACAAGGAUGCAGCAGUGACAAUGCCUGUGCUGUUAACCCCUGUCUCAAUGCUGGAGUGUGUUACUCCAUGUGGGACGACUUCAUCUGUAACUGCCCCCCCAACACUGCAGGCCAGCGCUGUGAGGAGGUGAAAUGGUGUGAGCUGUCUCCCUGCCCUGCCACUGCUGUGUGCCAGCCCCGCCCACAGGGCUUUGAAUGUUUAUCUAAUGUGACAUUUCGGGCUGAGAGUGAAGUUUUGCUCUAUCGGAGCAAUGGGAAGAUUAAGCGCAGCCUCACCAGUGUCUCCCUCAGCUUCCGCACAAGACAGUUUGCUGCCACCAUACUGCAUGCACAAAAGGGCUCAGCCUACCUCACCAUCUCCCUCCAGGACUCUCAUGUGGUCAUGGAGCACCAGGCUAGUGUUGACAAGGAUUCCCUCAAGAUGACUGUACAGAGCCAGGGUUCAGUCAGUGAUGGAGAGUGGCACAUUGUGGAGCUCAGUAUGGACAACCAGACCUCCCGGUGGAUCAUGGCUGUGGAUAGAGGUAAAGAGGAGGUGUCCAAGAUAACUGCUGGGAACCUGGAUUUUCUUAGGGAUGGAGUAGACAUCUUCCUCGGGGGCCUGGAUGCUACAGUGAGCUUGUCUGGGUGUCUGGGCCCUGUGGAGGUUGGAGGCCUUCUUCUUCCUUUCCACUUGGACACAGAGCUGAACCUCCCCAGACCUCAGGAGGAGCAGUUUGCGAGGAUAAACAUCAAUGCUGCCCCGCGAUACGGCUGCUGGGGAGCCAAUGUGUGUGCGGCCAACCCCUGUCAGAACGAGGGUGCGUGUGAGGACCUGUUCGACCUGCCUCACUGCAUGUGUCCCUCCGAGUGGACAGGGCCGCUAUGCCAAGACCCGACAGACAAGUGCGCCUCCAGCCCCUGCAUCUACGGUGACUGCACCAACCUAUCUGACGGAUACAAAUGUGUGUGUGAGCAGGGGUACACUGGUGAACAGUGUGAGACAGAAGUUGAUUUGUGUGAAAAUAGCAAUUGCAGCAGUGGUGCCACGUGCCUCAAAGGUUUCCAAAGCUACACAUGCCUCUGCCCCCAGAAUCUGACAGGCCAAUACUGCGAUGAGAAGAUUCCUGAGAUCCCAUGGUACAUUGAGACAAACCCACUUCCUCGGUUGCCUGUAUCUACGUGCAUGGGAACAAGAUGGAACUACAGCUGCUUUAAUGGAGGGAACUGUUCUGAAGCAGACGCCUGCUACUGCCUGCCUGGUUUCACAGGACAGUGGUGUGAGAAGGAUGUGGAUGAAUGUGCCUCGGAGCCGUGUCUGAACGGAGGCUUCUGUAUCAAUUACGUGAACAGUUUUGAGUGUGUGUGUGAUAUGAAUUACUCAGGGAUACACUGCCAAAUGGAUGUCAGUGACUUCUACUUGUACAUCUUCUUGGGCCUGUGGCAGAACCUGUUCCAGCUGAUGUCCUACCUUAUCAUACGCCUCGAUGAUGAGCCAGAAAUUGAGUGGGGAUUCCACGUCAAUGAUUAGGACUCCUGCUGGGAUAGUGUGAUCAAACUGGACUAUAAAUCUGGAUAAGGUGUUACACUGAAUUACAUUUUUAAAAAUGUCAAUACACAGAAAUGAUUUGUUGUAAACUGCACAUGGUACAUCAAUAGGCCCAUUACACCAAAAAAUACCAAAAGGACAAAAGAACUAAAACAACUGCUGGUGAAUCCAGAUUUUUGGGGACAGACCACUUGUUUACUGCUGCAUAGGUUAUCAUUAAUCCUCUUUGACAGUAAACCAAGAGGCUAUGUAUUGGUUCUAAAAACUGGUGUAAAACUAGUUCCCUAUGUGCACACAUCCAGUGCCACUCCAUUAUAUGAGUCAGAUUGUUCUGACCAGUUUUCUUGAUAGUCUUACACCAAGGACAGUUGUUGUGCUCUCAGCUCUAUAAAGAACCAUUAACACAAGAACUAAAAUUGUUUAAUAAUUUUCUUUUGUAUUAUUAAAAAAACAAGAGAGACAGGAAAAAGUUGCAUUUUGUGCAAUAAAUAUAUAUUAUCUGUGAAACUGUAACUCAUAAUAACUAGUGUACUGACAAGGUCAGUAGAAAUGUGUCUGUUGUGAACAGAUUUAUGCGAUUGAAUGUUACAUAUUGCACCAUAUUUCACUCAGUAUAAUAAUGCAUUUUAUCUGGUUCUCAUACUGAAAACCACACGUUAGAGAGAGUUCCUCUUGUGCCUUAAAUCUCCACCUUUUAUCCUGAGCACUGCUUUCUAAUCAGUGCAUGUCUUAUAACUGUUCAGGGACACGUUCACAUACAGUUAUAAUCCACUGGAGAUUAAUAAAAUAUCUGUCUAUAGCUAGAAAGUCAUUUAUUCACUCUAUGAUAAAUUGAUGAAGGCAAU
Thunnus maccoyii (southern bluefin tuna) is the source of this 3922-nucleotide messenger RNA. Its product is annotated as protein crumbs homolog 1-like. Bases 6 to 3059 code for a protein of 1017 amino acids. The transcript is spliced from 8 exons. The record is from RefSeq and is a predicted model, not a curated record. Gene Ontology annotation, molecular function: calcium ion binding. Lineage: Eukaryota; Metazoa; Chordata; Actinopteri; Scombriformes; Scombridae.